UCUUUCUGGAAGUCACUUUACUUUACCUCCAGCCUCAUCUCUAACCGAUACAAUGGCCGUGCCUCCCACGUAUGCUGACCUGGGCAAGUCUGCCAAAGACAUCUUCAACAAAGACUAUUGUUUUGGCUUGGUGAAGCUCGAUGUCAAGACAAAGUCAGACAAUGGAGUUGAAUUCAAAACAUCUGGAUCCUCCAACACUGACACCAGCAGAGCUGCAGGUAGCCUUGAAACUAGAUACAAUAGGUCAAAGUAUGGUCUGACCUUCACUGAGAAGUGGAACACCGACAACACCUUGGUAACAGAAAUCACAGUUGAAGAUCAGAUUGCCAAGGGACUGAAGUUAACUUUUGAAACAACCUUCUCACCAAACACUGGCAAGAAGAGUGGCAAAGUUAAGACCGCCUACAAGCGCGAGUUCAUCAACCUUGGCUGUGAUGUCGACGGCGACUUGUCUGGCCCCACUAUCCACGGGGCUGCCGUUAUCGGCUACGAGGGGUGGCUCGCCGGCUUCCAGCUGAGCUUCGACACUGCCAAAUCCAAGAUGACUCAGAACAACUUUGCCAUUGGUUACAAGACUGGAGACUUCCAGCUCCACACCAAUGUGAAUGAAGGAGUAGAGUUUGGAGGCUCCGUCUACCAGAAGUUGAGCGACAAGCUGGAGUCAGCCGUCAACCUGGCCUGGACCGCUGGCAGCCACAGCACACGCUUCGGUAUUGCAGCAAAGUACCAGCUGGACAAGGAUGCCUCCAUCAGUGCUAAAGUGAACAACAAUAGCCUUGUUGGUGUUGGAUACACCCAGACUCUUAGACCAGGCGUGAAACUCACCCUGUCCUGCCUGGUCGAUGGAAAGAACAUCAACUCCGGAGGCCACAAGCUCGGUCUGGGUCUGGAAUUUGAAGUCUAA
Limanda limanda (common dab) is the source of this 904-nucleotide messenger RNA. Its product is annotated as voltage-dependent anion-selective channel protein 2-like. The record is from RefSeq and is a predicted model, not a curated record. The transcript has a single exon. Lineage: Eukaryota; Metazoa; Chordata; Actinopteri; Pleuronectiformes; Pleuronectidae. Gene Ontology annotation, cellular component: mitochondrial outer membrane. Gene Ontology annotation, molecular function: voltage-gated monoatomic anion channel activity. Bases 53 to 904 code for a protein of 283 amino acids. Gene Ontology annotation, biological process: monoatomic anion transmembrane transport.